This is a messenger RNA of Alligator sinensis (Chinese alligator), 5085 nucleotides long. RefSeq names its product complement C5 (gene C5). The transcript has 41 exons. Lineage: Eukaryota; Metazoa; Chordata; Crocodylia; Alligatoridae. Bases 1 to 5085 code for a protein of 1694 amino acids. The record is from RefSeq and is a predicted model, not a curated record. Gene Ontology annotation, molecular function: protein binding; endopeptidase inhibitor activity. Gene Ontology annotation, cellular component: extracellular region.
AUGCGGUUUCAUCAGUAUUUACUAGCAUCUUUGGGUUGGUGCUUGUCAGCUAUGAAUAUUUUCAGCUUUUUUUGUAUUUUGGUAGUUUGUGGAAGAAGCGUCAGUCAGGAGCAAACGUAUGUCGUUUCUGCACCAAAGAUCUUGCGUGUUGGGGCAUCUGAAAAGGUCGUAAUUCAAGCAUUUGGAUAUAAGAAUGAAUUUUCUGUCAAUAUUGCCAUUAAAAGCUAUCCAGAUAAGCAAACUGUUUAUUCUUCUGGCCGUGUUUCUUUAUCUUCAGCCAACAAAUUCCAAGGUUCUGUAACGUUAAUGAUUCAGCCAAAAGAUUUACCAGGACCAGGGAGCUCAGUCCAUGUGUAUCUGGAAGCUAGUUCUGUGCAUUUCACAAGAGAGAAAAAAAUGCUGGUUACUUACGACAAUGGAUAUCUCUUUAUUCAGACAGACAAACCCAUUUACACUCCUGAUCAAUCAGUGAAAGUCAGGGUUUACUCUUUGAAUCAAGAAUUGAAGCCAGCCCAAAGAGAAACUGUCUUAACUUUUGUGGAUCCAGAAGGAGUAAAAGUGGAUAUAAUAGAAGAAAAUGACUUUACUGGAAUUGUGUCUUUUCCUGACUUCAAGAUUCCAUCUAACCCUAAAUAUGGUACCUGGAAGAUUGAAGCUAAAUACAAGAAGAGCUUCACAACAACAGCUUUUACUAAAUUUGAAGUUAAGGAAUAUGCAAUGCCAAGUUUUUCCGUCUCCAUAGAACCAGAAUAUAACUUCAUUAGUUUUGAGAAAUUUGAGAAAUUCAAGAUAACUAUUCAAGCUAGCUACUUUUAUAACAAGGUGGUUGCCUGGGCAGAUGUUUUUGUCCGUUUUGGAAUAAUUGAAGCAAAUGAAAAAACAAUGAUGCCAAAAGCAAUGCAUGUAGCUGAGAUGACAAAUGGAGUUGCAGAGAUCAAUUUUAAUAGCAGAAAUGCAGUUAGAGACAUAGGCCGCCAAAGUCUAGAAGAAUUAAAUGGGGCAUACUUAUAUAUUGCAGCAACAGUGCUGGAGUCUGAUGGUGGACAUAGUGAAGAAGCUGAAUUUUUUGGAGUCAAAUUUGUCCUGUCUCCGUAUAAACUGAACUUGGUUGCUACUCCUCUUUUUGUGAAACCUGGACUUCCAUUCUCUAUAAAGGUGCAAGUGAAAGAUACGUUGAGUCAGCCAGUUGGAAACCUCCCUGUAACUCUCACUGCAAAUGUAGUUAAUGAACAGAUGGAUUCAACUCAUUUGGUACGAGAGGGCUCAGAAUCUGGGAGGAGACAAACAAGCAGGACAGACGGAACCGCAUUAUUUAUUGUUAAUAUUCCAUCUGAUAGCAAAACACUGGAGUUUCAAGUAAAAACAGCAGAUCCAAGUCUUUCAGAAGAAAACCAGGCAACUGAACGCUAUGAAGCAACAGCUUACUCAUCUCUCAGCAAAAGCUAUCUAUAUAUUGACUGGGCUUCAAACCAUAAAAUGCUCCAUGUGGGGGACCAUAUCAACAUUAAUGUGCAUCCAAGUAGCCACUAUAUUCAUAAAAUAUAUUAUUACAGCUAUUUGAUUCUGUCCAAAGGGAAAAUAAUAAGCUUUGGAACUCAGGCUAGGAUUAACGAUACAGACUAUGAACAUGUAAGCUUUCAGCUAACCCAAGAUAUGGUUCCUUCAGCCCGUCUUCUUGUCUACUACAUUGUCACUGGAGAGAACACUGCAGAAUUAGUAGCUGAUUCGGUUUGGCUGAAUGUAGAACAGAAAUGUGGGAACAGCCUUGAGAUUAAAUUAUCAUCCAGACAAGAGUCGUAUAAGCCGGGAAAGAACAUACCGUUUUACAUGAAAACCCAGUUCAGUUCUUUCGUUACUUUGUCAUCUAUGGAUAAAGCCAUAUAUGGAGUCGCUGGGACCAGAAAGAGGUCUAUGGAAAGAGUAAUGCUAGAAUUGGAAAAGAGUGAUCUUGGAUGUGGUGCUGGAGGAGGACAGAACAAUGUUAAUGUAUUCCGCUUAGCUGGGCUUACAUUUCUAACUAAUGCUAAUGCAGAUGAUUCAAAAGAUGCAGAUGAGAUGUGUGCUGCAAUUGUACGAUCCAAACGAUUUGACUUUGAGGAGGAAAUAAAGAAAAGAGCAUCCCGAUAUGUACUUGAAGCAGUUCGUCAGUGCUGCAUGGAUGGAGUAAGAGCCUAUCCAGUCAGUGAGACUUGUGAGGAAAGAACUAAACGAGUUCAGGGUGGCCCAAAGUGCUUAUAUGCAUUUAAAGAUUGCUGUGAAUAUGCAAAUCAACUGCGUCAGCAAGAGCCCAACAAAGUUCUAAUGUUGGCACGAAAGCAAUUUGAGGCUUUCCUGGAUCUGGUUAAACCAGAGGUUCGAAGCUAUUUCCCUGAAAGCUGGUUAUGGGAAGUCCACCAGGUUCCCCAAGGAUCAAAGAGUCUUCCAGUAACUCUGCCUGAUUCUCUGACUACAUGGGAAAUACAAGGUGUUAGCAUUUCAGAUAAAGGUAUAUGUGUGGCUGAUCCACUUGAAGUGCAGGUUUUUAAAGAUGUCUUCCUGAGCAUGCAUAUACCUUAUUCUGUUGUGCGUGGAGAACAAAUUAAAUUAAAAGGAUCUGUUUACAACUAUGGAACUUCCACACUUAAGUUCUGUGUUAAAGUAGCUGCUGGAGAGGGAAUCUGUUUGUUUGGAGAAUCUUCAACUGGUCCGCAGAGGAUGCGGAAUUGUAAAUUUAGCAACAUAGAGAGUUCUUCUGUCUCAUCAGUAACCAUCAGGCUGCUGCCUUUGGAAUUAGGUCUUCACACAAUCAACUUUACACUGUACACUGGCCGGGACAGUGAAAUUUUAGUGAAAACAUUACGUGUUGUGCCAGAAGGCAUUAAAAGGGAACUUAAUGCAGGUUUCACUCUGGAUCCAAAAGGUGUUUAUGGUUCAGUCAGAACAAGACAAGAAUUUCGACACAGGGUACCAUUUAAUAUGGUACCCAAAACGAAAAUGGACAGGACUGUGAGUGUAAAAGGACAACUUAUGGGUGAAGUAAUCUCUGCAGUCCUCAAACCUGAAGGUGUUGGUUUUCUUACUAAUUUGCCCAAGGGCAGUGCAGAGGCUGAGCUUAUGAGUAUUGUACCAGUGUUUUAUGUGUAUCACUACCUGGAAAAGACCAGUAACUGGGAUUUACUUGGCACUGAAAUCUUGACUUCAGAAGUGAAGAUGAAGAGGAAGAUGAAAGAAGGAAUUGUAAGCAUAUUGUCAUUCAGAAACAGAGACUUCUCCUACAGCAUGUGGAAGGACGGGAAACCCAGCACUUGGUUGACCGCUUUUGCCUUAAGGAUUUUUGGACAAGUUAGUGAAUAUAUUGAUCUGGAUCACAUUUCUGUUUGUAAUUCACUUGUAUGGCUUACUGAUUGUUGUCAGAUGUCUGAUGGAUCAUUCAAGGAACUUUCAAGUUAUCAGGCAGUGAAACUACAGGGUACUUUACCUAAAGAAGCCAAAGAAAAAGCUUUGUAUCUCACAGCCUUUACUGUCAUUGGAAUUGAAAAGUCAAUUCACAUGUGUCCAGUACAGAAACUCCAAGAUGCUAAACUUAAAGCAGAAGAGUAUUUGCUGAGAAAUGUCCAAGCUUCCCAGAGCACAUUUACUUUGGCAAUAACUUGUUAUGCUUUGGCUCUUAUGGAUUUGAACCAUCCUGGUACACGCUUAGCCUUUGGCAACUUAAAGAAAGAAGCUUUUGCAAAAGGUGAGCCACCUAUUUAUCGUUUUUGGAAAGACACUUUGAAGAGCCUAGAUGCUUUUACCCCUAAUGCUGGCACCGCACAGAUGGUCGAAACUACAGCAUAUGCUUUGCUUACCACUCUGAAGGGUGGGGACAAAAUGUAUGCCAAUCCAAUCAUUAGAUGGUUGUCUGAAGAACAGAGGUUUGGUGGUGGAUUUUAUUCAACACAGGAUACAAUUAAUGCCCUUGAAGCUCUGACUGAAUAUUCCAUUCUUGCUGCACGCCUUUCUUUGGACAUGAAUGUUAAGGUGGCUUACAAAAAUCACGGGGACCUUCACCUCUACAAACUGACAGAACAAAAUUUUAUUGGAAGGCCUGUGACAGUACCAUUGGAUGAAGACAUAUAUGUAAGCACAACUGGUAACACUGGCUUAGCUACAGUGAAUGUGAGAACAGUAUAUCAUACCAUCAGUACUUCUGACGAGAUAUGUAACUUUGAGUUGACUGUUACUCCAAAGACAAAACAAGAUGAAAGAAGACAAGAGGGGGAAAAACCUGAGCGUCUAGAAGCCUGUGCAAAGUACAAGCCUGGUGUGAGAGAACCACAGUCAGAGUCUGCACAUGCAGUGAUGGAUAUAAGUUUGCCUAGUGGAGUGGAAGCAGAUGAAGAAGAUUUAUAUAUUCUUGCAACUGGAGUUGAUCAGUUGAUAAGAAGCUAUGAGAUAAAGGAUGGACAUAUUAUUAUACAGAUAGACUCGGUACCAGCUAAUAAAUUCCUCUGUGUUGCGUUCCGGAUAAAUGAGAUUUUUCAUGUUGGAAUGCUGAGUCCUGCCACGUUCACUGUAUAUGAAUAUCAUGCACCAGAUAAAAAGUGCACCAUUUUUUAUAAUCCUUAUGGAGAUGACAGGCUUGUCAGGCUGUGUGAAGGAAACGAGUGUAAAUGCAUGGAAGCGGAGUGCAGUCAAAUGAGAAAGAAAUUAGAUCUCUCAGUAUCUGCUGAUACCCGGAACGAAGUUGCAUGCCAACAAGACAUUGCAUAUGUCUAUAAAGUGAAAAUCUUGUCUUACAAAGAAGAAGGUAGUUUUAUUAAAUAUACAGCAACUCUUCUGGAUGUCUAUAAAAGAGGGGGGGCUUUAGUCAAGAAAAAUGAUGAAACAACUUUUGUUAAAAAGAACACCUGUUCUGAUGUGGUAUUGAAUCCGGGAGAACAGUAUUUGAUCAUGGGAAAAGAGGCCUUGCGAAUUGUAGUUGGCUUCAGCUUCAAAUACCAGUAUCCAUUAGACUCCAAGACUUGGAUUGAGUGGUGGCCUUCAAACACAGCUUGUCCUUCCUGUAAACAGUUUGUAGCAACCAUGGAAGGAUUUGUUGAAGAUCUGUUAAUCUCUGGCUGUUAA